CAUUGCAGCUUGCGGUCAGCAUUAUGACCGGCGCGACGACUCCGGUCGUAAGCGACGACGAGAGGAGGAGGAGGUGCAGCGCGUCGCGGCGGCGCCCGUCAACCGCAUGCCGUCGUCACCGGCGCCGGCGUCGGCGGCGGCGAUGGCCGGCGGCGGACUGAUAGUGGUGCUGCUGGUGCUGUCAGCGUGCGUGGUGCGCGGUGCUCGGGCAGACUGUCCGGUAGCGUGUGAGUGCAAGUGGCGCAGUGGAAAGGAGUCAGCCAUCUGCGCGUCUGCAAACAUGACGGCCGUGCCCAGGCACCUGGACUACGGCACUCAGCUGCUUGACCUUAACGACAACCCGUUGUACAGGCUGGGCAAGGACGCGUUCGCGGACGCCGACCUGCUCAACCUGCAGAAGCUGUUCCUGUCCCGGUGCCGAAUCAAGGCGCUGGACCGGUACGCGUUCCGCAAGCUCAACAACCUCGUCGAGCUGGACCUGAGCCACAACAGCAUACCAGUGGUACCGUCAGCCGUGCUCGAGUCAGUGCCCGAGCUCCGGGAGCUCCGGCUCAACGGCAACCCGAUCAUGAAGGUGCCAAACGGCGCGUUCACUCACGUCCCACGGCUAGUCCGGCUUGACGUAUCGGGGUGUCGAGUGGCACUGCUCGAGUCCACCGCGUUCGCCGGGCUCGAGAACUCGCUCGAGUGGCUCCGGCUUGACAACAAUCAGCUGCGUGACGUCAAACCGUCCACGGUCGUGUCGCUGGCCCGACUGCAUGGUGUCCAGCUCAACGACAACCCGUGGAACUGUUCGUGCAAGCUGCGACCGCUCCGAGAGUGGAUGGCUAGGCGGAACGUGCCUUUCGGCGCACCACCUGUCUGCAAGACACCCGUCCGGCUAGCCCGGACGCCGUGGGACAAGCUCGAGCUAGAUGACUUCGCGUGUGAACCACACUCGGUGCCCGUGUCGGCCGUUGUGGUAGUUACCGAGGGCGACAACGCCACCGUAUCGUGCCGUAUGUACGGCGUGCCCAUACCAUCGUCCAGGUGGACUCGCAAUGACCGACCGUUGAGCCAGACGGGCCACAGCGUGCCGGUCACCGAGGGCCGGUAUACGAACCUCACCAUCGUGUCGGUGGUCGCACAGGACGGUGGAAGUUAUGCUUGUGAGCUGGAGAACCGGUCCGGUAGCUCCCGAUCCAACGUCACCGUGGUCGUGGUCAAACGGUCUCCGCAGCUGGUACUGGGCGCAGAUCGAUACGCUCUGCCUGGGCUCAUCGUCGGCGUUAUACUGGUCCUGUCCUUUUGCCUCAUAUUUCUGUGUGGGCUGGCCAUCCGGUCCAAAGGCAGCCCGACCGGUUCCCGCGGCGUCCCGGUUUCCGGGCCACUCGACUCCGCCGUGGCCAAUAUCGAUGCCGAUCCGUUCGACCGGUAUGAGAAGAUCGAAAUGGACCGGGACGACAACAAUAAGUCGAUGCAGCAUCGCCUGCACCAAUUUCCGGCUUCGUCUUCUGAUAUGAACGGCCGACCGGAUCCUCCGGGUUACGCAGAGUCGGCGGCCACUUCUAGCGGACUUCUGCACCAUCGUCACGACGAGCACGAAGACUACGACGGACUACCGCCAAUCGACGAGCCGCCCUCUUCAACGGCACCGUCCAUCACAGAUCGGCCGACCGCUCGUCCCAGCCAUCCGACCACUAACGUCCCGCACAGGCCGCGUAUUUUGCCGGAUGAUCCAAAGGAUGGGAAAAAGAAAACUUAUUUAGAGUGUAACUUGGGUGAAGUAACGUUACAUCAUCAUGUGUUACAUAAAGAAUCUCUUCCGGCAGGUCACCUUUACACUACUGCGGCAGGUCGACAGGAAUUAUUUAAUACGAAAAAUGUGCCUGACCUAUUGGACACAUUAGUUCCUACCAAAGGUCGCCGAAUUUCGCAAACACUUCCUAGGUCAGGAAUUAGCUCAAAUAGCAGAAGGAACACUGUGUACACACCAAGACCAUCGGAAAGUCAAUCUCCUUUACUACUAGGAAGUCGUAGCAGUGGUGGCAGCAAUACCAGUCGAAGCCAACUGUCCUUUGAUUCGUCCAUAUCGUCCGAUCAUCCAAGGCAACUGACGGCCGGUCAGAAGUCAAGCAGUUAUCUGAACCUGUCCACAGCCAGCUGUGGUGGUGGCGGCGAUUACAGUGGUGGGUCUUCGGGUGGAUACCAUCACCAACACCACCCGUCGUACUAUUGGACGCCGCCCAGCUUACCGUCAUCGCCUGCCAGAGAGCGUCGCCUGCCCGCGAUACCGGUGGGUCGUGGCGCCGGACUACCCACCGCGGCCGCUGAGACCCCCAUACUCGAUCCACUGUCGUCCAGGCGGCGGACUUACAGCGGAACGGGCGGGGGUGGUGGUCACCAUUACCACAACCACAGCAACGGAGGCAGUGGUAACCAGAUGCACAACCAGUUGACCGGUAGCAACCAUUCGCUACUGUCUAUGUCCGACGGAGCGUCCGUCACGUACGACUAUCACACAGCUCAACUGGACAUGUUUCUGGAUGAGUACAAGACGCUCAGGAAAGAGCUGACCAAGAUGCAACGGACGUGUGACACGCUUCGGCUUUCCAACGCCUCGCUGGCAUCUUCGGUCGCCGCCCCAGACGCAGUCGACCAUCGGUCCAAACCGGAACCAUUAGCCGCUCCCGCCGCGUCGUCAUCGUCAUCGUCGAGGACCACACCCAAGUCGAUACUCAAGAACAAGAACCAAGCCACUUACGUCUACCGGCCUGUUGGCGAGCGGCGUAACAGUUACCACCAGCUGAACCCGGCACCCGACGACAUUUAUCUGAGUUAACCUCGUCGUCCUGCUCACCGGAGAAACCUUCAAAGACCGACGCCACAUUAAUAUAACAUUAUUAUUAUUAUUAUUUUCUUAUUAUAUUAAAUAACCGUAUAUAUAAGACACCACAUUAUGCUCGCAUAUAACCCGUAUAAUCGUAUAUUCAUGUGAAGUGUUAAACUCGAUCUCUCUAACUCCAGUGGCGUAAACAGAGAAGUGAUGUUAUUGUAACCAGACAUUACCAUUGAAACGACACACACAUCAUUUAUAUUUUACUCAUAAACCCCCAAACACAUGUAGAGAAAAAAUGUCGAUAUCCGUAACCCCCCUCCCCCACACAAAAAAAACAUAGAAAAAGAAAGAGGAAUCCUGGUUACAUUACUUAGUAACUCUCUUUCUGGUAAUUGUAUUUACAAUUAUUACCAUUCACUGCAGCUGGUUUGUUGUUGAUUGAACGGAAGUGGCUUUAACACAAACUCACAGUGAGCUUCGGGCCACAAUAAAAUAAAAAAGUAUAGUCGCCCAUUAAUAAUAUAACAAUAUUUAAAACACCAUCGAUGAUCUAAUUUUCACGGACCUUAAAAGGUCGUUUUUGAAAGCGUUUCGUUUUAUAAAAAAAAUAUAAAUUAUAAAUUAUAUCGUUAAGCAAACUUACUAUAACGUUUGUAUAAUGGUUAAAACCAAAAUGACAUGCAAUAACAUCCAUGGUUCGAUAUUGAUGGAGUUGUUUCUCUUAUCUUAAUGUUUAAUAUAAAUUCUAUUGGGUUAAUUUGAUUAAACCAUAUGAAAAACAUAACAUUUCAAAAGACGAAAGUAAUCAUAAUAUGGCAUGCCGUAUAUGGUGUAUAUAAUAAUAUUAAGUUAUUAUUUUACAUCAAAAUUAUUCAAUUAUAUAUUUGUUUAUUCUCGUUGCUUUAUAUCAAGUUCAUCAAUUAAUCUUCUUUUAAUUUCGUGGUGGGGCUAAUAGUUUAAAAUUUAUUUUACUAAUAUUUCAACGAUUUCCGUUUCAAAAAACUAUAAGAAUAUAAACCAUAUAAAAUACGAAUGUUUUAAAAAAAUAUUGAAACAAAUAUAAACCAUUAAAAUCACAUCAUUGUACUGAGUAUUCAUUUUUGAAUUCAUAAAAUUAUUACAUGUACUCCUAUCAAACAUUUAAGUGACAAUAGUUUAAUAUUUAGUUUUCAAAAAGUAAAAUUAUCUGCUUUUUAAUUUUAUGAGAAUAAUAUUGUUGUAUAA
This is a messenger RNA of Acyrthosiphon pisum (pea aphid), 4042 nucleotides long. It is a transcript of the gene kek3, whose product is annotated as leucine-rich repeat, immunoglobulin-like domain-containing kekkon 3 protein. The record is from RefSeq and is a predicted model, not a curated record. NCBI's taxonomy places the organism in Eukaryota, Metazoa, Arthropoda, Insecta, Hemiptera, Aphididae. Bases 107 to 2821 code for a protein of 904 amino acids. Gene Ontology annotation, molecular function: protein binding. The transcript is spliced from 4 exons.